UAAACGACCAACAUACCCUCGGUCCCUCGCGAAUGCUCUUUGAUGCCCAUGGCACACCCGGGCCCACUGCCCGAGCUCGACGUGUUUGAAGACUUGGAGGAUCUCGAUGAAGCUGCGCGGGCCCUCGGAAUUGUGGUUGCGGCGCUCGUUGAGAGCGGGACACCCUUGGAUCCGCUCUACACCAACACAAUACCCUGCCGGCGCGUUCUGACGCGACACGACGACUUGCAUCUGCUCCUCAAGCAGGGGUAUGCUUCAAGAGACUUUUCUGAGGUCGGCAAGCACGAUGCCCUGCAACGGCAACUGAAUUCGGCUGAGAUGGCUGACGCACUGGCUACCUACUCUUCGUCUAUGGAAGCAUUUGUGCGCCAAGUUGACCCACACGCCAUAUUUGACUGGUCGUCAGAAACUGCGGACACCAAGGACAAAGCACAUAUCGCAUCUUUGAAAAUUCCCGCCAUUCCGCGAAACCCUCGCACCCCUUUGCUUCUUUUGUGGAAGCUGGGGAGUUUCUCUCAAGACUCUGUCCUCAAAGCGAGAGUGGAACGUAUCUUUGCGCGAGGAAAGCAUACGUUCUUGGUGAACGCGUCAGGAACGGGCAAGACGAGACUGUUGCUCGAGGGACUCUGCCAACGCUGGGGAUUCUACAUUGUCGGCGAGACAGAUGUAGACGGCUUCGGCGCUGGAGACCUGGAUGAUGUUUUCACCAUGCAUCUGCGAUCUACCUUCCACUACGAUAUCUCAAACGCCUCUCAAGAUCGGCGCGUCGGAGCAAUUCAUCGAUGCAUGGGUGGACUGCUUUUGUGUCGUUUCCUUGUGCUAGAUAUGUUUCUGGACCUGCCACCGAGUGCUGACGGCGACAUGGCAGAGCGUAGAAGACUUUGGACACUGUUUCAAGUGAUCUCGGAAGCACUGGGAAACAGACUCAAUAUCUUUGUACAACUUCUACUGUCGGCACGGAAGCUGGACGAUGACUUCAUCGCUGACUAUCUCUCCUUCCUCCAUUCGAAGUUUUGCAAGCGCCUAGGAGAUGACUUCCAUCCCUUCAUCAUUCUCGAUGAGGCUCAAGUCGUAUUCAAUCAUUUUCGUGACCGAGACCUUCUGCGGGAUCCAGAUGGUUCUCCUUACCCGCUCCUCCGAGAGCUUGUGGACGGUCUUGUUGCGGUGUAUCCCGGCGAGAAAUGUUCUUUCAUCGUGGCAGGGACUGAUAUCCCCUCCGAGGGCUUUUCGCGCUCUCCCAACUCUCAUCUACAUCGCUGGAUAUCGGACACGGGAGCCUUCGACGAUGAAGCCCGGCAUAAGGCUUACGUUUCUCAGUGGCUACCUUCCCGCUACACUCGCUCGGAGGCUGGCCAACAUUUCCUGACGCAGUGCUGGCAGCUCUGUCGCGGGAGACAUCGAAUCACCGACAGCCUGAUGUAUUCUUUGCUCAGGAACGGUUUCAAGAGCCCACAUCGGAUUCUCAGCGCCCAUUUUUACGUGAUCUCCGGGUUCUAUCCCCCGGACGACAAUCCGUUCAUCCGAGCGGAGGUUCCAAUCAAUGCUGACAUCAUCUAUCCGAGAAUCAAUUUCUCUGUCCUGAAACAUCCUGCUUAUUCUCUGCGCGCUGCUGCUAUUCGUUUGGUGCUUCUUCGAUACGCAACCACUGGAAGCCAUGGCCGUCCGUUUGGCCUUGAUCAUAUCAAGCUCGUCACAAACGCCUUUGGUCGAUUCUGUGAUGAGAAUCGCUCGCAGAUUGUGUUCGACGAACCGCUUCUCGUUCUCGCAGCCGCAGCGCAGUGGUUCUGUCCCGUGCGAACGCCGCAAUCUGGACCCUCCGAUCCUGAUUCUCCUCGGCCAACGUCACUGCUCGAUGUGGUGGAGCUCAUCUCGCCCAUGGACCCGGACACAUUUGCGUGUGUGCUUGUGAUCUAUCUCGCGCACGCUUUCACGCGAGCAGCACCAAAAACGAUCUUCUCAUUUCCGCGUGGUGCCCCUGAAUGGGCGAAGCGCCCGUCGGAGCUGGUCAGCGUGUACCGCGGGGAGUCAUAUCGGCUGACCGACAAAGCAUUGACCUCUCGCCUUGCCGCUUCCCCAUUCGCUUCCAAUGAGCUGGUCAGCUGGCUGUCGCACAAUGAGCGACAUGGGUCUCCAUUCUGUCUCCCCGAUCUGCCGCACGCCGAUCUGUUCUUCGUGUUUCGCACUCCGGAUGGGACGUUUGUCCAAGCUGUAGUCGCGGCAUUGGGGACGACGACAACGCUCAGGGACUCGAGAUUGACACAGAUGAUCUCUCGAGCAGAUGAUGAUGCCCUGUUUUUGUCUCUUCCUGAAGAGAUGAGGGAGAAAGCCAUCAGCGGUUUGCACUCGCUCCCUGUCCCACCACCGACCGUGGCUCGAAGGAAAGGGAAACGUCCGCCGCGGUUGACAGAAGCGCCUGUGAUGCGAGUGAUGGCGUCCUUUCCAGGCCAAGCACAUAUCAAGAAUGCCACAAAAUCCCGGGCCAUAGUCGGGCUGAACACCGGACAGUUUUACAAAAUAUCGGUGCAGAUCUCGAUGACUGACGCGUUCGAGCAAAUGUACCAAUCAGUCACGCUCUCGCCGCAGUCUUCCGGGGAUAACCAGACUCCCAUCAAAAUUGUACCGCAACCUUCCCGUUUCAGCUCGCGCGCGCAGACUAGGUAGUUUUGUGCGUCAGGCAUCGUUACCCGAAUGUUCCCGCGCUUUUUGUUAGUACAAUCUUUUGUGGGUGCCAGCUUAUAGGCAGCCGCGUGUUUGUUCCUUCCUGCCCCCUCCCUCUCUUCCUUCCGUCUAUCCAGCUCCCCCAUGUCCAGCACAAGCGCUCACCGCUCGUUCCAGACGAAGGCGACGCCUGAGCUCAACGCUCGGAUUCAUGGGACUCUCAGGCCGUUUAUAUCGGGCUUCGAAGUUGGCCCUCACCUCUCCGUAUCGGAUAGCAUCAAUAGGGUCUUCACCUUCAUCGCCCGGGACAUUGGGAGGGACCCGGACGAGCUGUACCCCACCUGGCGUCAGAAGAGAUCUGUUAUGCAGUCCAAUCCCGCGCUUCGAGCGGAGGAGGAUGCCACUUUCUUGCAGAGAAUCUUGAGCGAGACUCGGAAAUCUGAAUCAUCGGAGGCAGAUUUUCAGUUUUUGUUGGAUGAAGUGAUGACUUUUGUGAUCCCGAUCUCCCCGCAACAAGCUGUUGCAGUGCUACAGGCUGCUGAAGAGGAAGUAAAGAAUAUCUUGCGUGAAUUCCUUGCUCAGGGAGACCCUCUUCCUCCGUGGGAGCCCAGUCACAUCCUUCCACACUCCUCGUUUCUCAGGAAGUUGAAGAUUCCACGAACACCCGGCGGCGAGAAUGUGCCUGACAUGUUGCUUCACGACCUCGGCAAUGUGAAGAAGGGCUCCAGCCUGGAUCGUGCUAUUCGCAACAUCUUUCUGAAAGCUCCACCGCCCGUCGUAUCACUUGUAAAUGCCCCGGGGGCAGGGAAGACAAAGACUAUGAUCGAGGGACUUUGCGGGCACUGGGGAUUCUACCUGACCUGUGCAGUCGAUUCGGAGGGACGGGGGUCCCGCGAUCUCUCGAUUGCCUUCAACAAGCACAUCAAAUUAGAUCCGGCCUUCGUCGAGAAUCUGGAAGAAGCGGCAAAGAAGGACGAAAAUGUGACUCUCAGUAGCCUCCAUCGGGUCAACUGUGAAAUUGCUCGGAGCCGGAUAUCUGAGGUCCUCCUGGCCCGGAUAUGCAUCUUGACAUGGUUUUUGGAUGUGUUGAAGGAGCUCAACCCGAUCGGGCCACUGGAUAGUGCCAAAAAUAGGCGACUGUGGACUAUCCUACAACUGCACCCACCUCAUGGACCCAACGGCGGUGACGUAUUCCAGUCAACGCUGGAAAGGAUCCUCGGCCUGGAUGAUGAGUAUCUGAAGACCUUGACCAGGGCAAAAUUGCAUACCCUACACUCUUCCCUCAAGAUCGGUCUCAAUGAGCGCCUAUUCUGUGUUGUUGAUGAAUCACAAACUGCUAUCACGACCCUGGAGCACGCUUUCAUGUCUCAUGAUCCUGAGGACAUCCAAAUAACAGCCCGCCCUGUCCUUCGAGAGCUCGGCGUCGUGUUGUUGGCGCGUGAGAACAACCUGGCGGUUGUGUUCACGGGAACUGCGCUGGCUCGUGUCCUUCUCGACGCAAUACUGGCCUCCAAGUUCCUCAAACUAGGAAAUGACUACAGGCCCAUCACUCAUUUCGGCGCCUUCAGCAAACCCGAAGACCAUAUCGACUAUGUCAAAAAGUACAUACCGUCGGAUCUGCUCGCCACACGGAGUUUCAAAGCCCUCUUUGACCGAAUCGUUUACUGGCUGCGAGGACGAUACCGAUUUACCUCUGCGUUCGUCCGGGAGCUUCUCAUGAGCGGAUACCAAUUGCCCCAUUUGAGGCUGAACGCAUUCAUCAAAGUUGCGACCAAGUCGCCUCUGCUCAGGACCCUCGGCCGUUUCACCUCGGAUGGGUUCGAUGCUACGGAUGGGGCCAUCCACUUGGAGUCUGAGCUGGAGGCGAAUCGCGGUGAUCCAUUAGUGAUCACCAUUGGCGAACAGCGGCUGUUCGACUUUGGAAAGAUCAAAGACAAUGUCAGAUUCGUCGAACUCGUGCGCACGUACGUUCCAGAGAUGUGCAUGCGGUCGAAGAUAACAUCCACGCCGAUGCCCCUGAAGUACAAAGACAGGAACGGGAGAGUGCUGGAGGAUUUCGGCCAACUGGUGCAAUACGGCGUCGCCCGUUACGACGAAAACGACAUGGGUGUCGAAGGGGACGUGCGCCUGCUCAUGGACGAGCCCCUUGCGAUCAGAGCGUUGCUGGAAUGGCUCCAGAGCUGCGACGCUCCUCUGGCAGCCAUCUUGCGCAAGGCAGCGGUCGGGGGACUGCAGAACCACGCGGGCAACAACGGCGUCGAAGAAUAUAUUGCGUUCUACUGCGCCGUGGCAUUCAAAUCGGGUGCGAAGCUCAAGGAGAUAUUUCACUUCCACAAGGGGCUGAAGAUCCCCGAAUGGGCAGAAACAUCGGCCGACCUGGUCUCCGUCUACUGCACUAAUCAAGAUUCGAGACCAAAUGACCCCGUCAAAGCCCAGUCUUGGACCGCAGAAUAUGAUGUUUCGCCCGUGACCGACCAGUCGGGGCCAAGCAACUCACUCGGAUACUGUGCAUCUACGAUAUCGGACACGCGCCGAUGGAUGCAACAUUUGGAGCGAGCGUCGAUCUGCUUCCCGGACAAGUUCAUGGGUCCGGACCUCGUGAUGGUCCUGCGGCUGCACAACGCGCAACGAUCGCUCAUUUGGCUUGCUAUCCAGUCCAAAUUCUCCGCCGCUGAGGAGCUUGAGCCCAGCAAAUUGAAGGAGGCGCUGCCUACCGUCACGCCAGACGGUUAUUACGAGCGACGGAAAAAGGAUGCAGUGUUCGACGAGGAGCCACAACCAUUGGGAGCCCACCAGGUCCAAAUUCUCAAGGACAUGGACAGCCUUCCGAAUCGGCUUGAGAUCCCCGGCUUCGACCAGCGCAGAAACAAAGCGUUCAUGAAACGCAUGGUCGACCACUAUUCUGGGCCCGACUUCUCUCAACCUUUCGACGUGACGGCGGAUGAGCUGGCUGUUCUCGACGGAUGCGGGAAACACAGCGUGCUGCGGGUGAUUGUGGGCUGGCCGUCGUUGACGAAUCUGCACAACCGGUAUUCGACGCUCCUCCAGCACCGGUACUUUGACGAUGACUGUCACCCGAUCGUCGAGUUCAACCGCGACCGGUGGAACACGAUCAUGGAAGAUUACCUGCUACCCGAAUUCGAUACUCGCAGGCAUAACAGGUCGCGGGGAACCAAACAAGACCGACCGGAUGCAGGACACGAGGCUGACGAACCGGGCCCUUCGAUGAAACGACGGAAAACCGCCCACGAUCUCGACGCAGACGAGUUCGAACUGGAUGCCGCAUUUGAGCCCAAUUCCAACGUGAAGACACAGUUUGCGUCGCAGUUCUUGCAUCCCUUCCGGAUCGGGGAGGACGCCGGGGAGACUGCGGCGUGGGACGAAUUGGAACAUGGAGGGAAUCCCACUGGGUCGGUCGCAGACGGCCCGCCUCUGACGGCCACUGAUCUCGAUGCAACUACGCUUGGAGGGCAGUCGGUCUAUGAUGACGGCGGCCACCCACGGAUCACUGAACGCAGGCGGGAUGGAACCGUGCGACUCGGCGGCGGAGAGGUGCACCUGAGGGUGCUGGGCCAUGAGAUAGAUCCGCACAAAUUCUGGGACACGCACAGAUUGGGAGGGAUGUCCGGGGAUCUGCCCCCUCUGAAAGAUUCCAUCCCGCAGCUGAAAUUGAUGAAGAAACGGGAGCGCAGGAUAUGGCCGGAGCGUGAGGAUUGGGAGAUCGAGACGGAGUUCACGCAGGAAGAAAAGGGGCUCCCGCUGCAAGACAGAAAGAAGAUAAUCUUCGAGAGGCUGAAGCGUGCAGCGGAGAGAUACGAGGCCAUGUCUUACCAGCUUUUUUGCAUCGGAAACCCUCUGCUCGACAUGCAGGUCACGAAGGGCGAGGCGAUCUUGGAGAAGUACGACCUCAAGGCCAACGACGCAAUUCUUGCCGAAGCUAAACACGAGUGCCUGUACCCGGAGAUUGUUGAGAAGUAUGACAUCACGUACGUUGCGGGCGGCGCGUCACAGAACACUGCGCGCGGUGCUGCGUACGUGCUGCCCCCUGACUCGGUCGUAUACACUGGCUGCGUCGGUGAUGAUGACCUUGCUGAGCAGCUCAAGACUGCGAACAAGCGUGAAGGUCUGAAGGAGGUUUACCAGGUCAAGAAGGGGGAAAAGACCGGAGCCUGCGCUGUCAUCAUCACUGGACACCACCGUUCGCUCGUGACUACGCUCCGUGUUGCCGAGAAGUUCGAGAAAUCGCAUCUCACGUCGGAGUUGGUCGCACCUCUCGUCGAUGGCGCCAAAGUGUUCUACGUGGAGGGAUAUUUCCUGACUCACGGCACUGAGAGCAUCGUUUAUCUGAGUCAGAAGGCGUCCGCGCAGUCCAAGAUCUUCGCGAUCAACUUCUCCGCUCCCUUCAUCCCCCAGUUCUUUGGCCCGGCGCUCCAGCAGAUCCUGCCUUUCUGCGAUCUGGUCAUUGGAAAUGAGUCUGAAGCCGAGACAUGGGCUAGCGCCAACGGUCUCGCAGACCCCAAAGACCUCCCCGCUGUCGCCAAAGCGAUCGCGCUGCUGCCCAAAUCCAACCCCUCUCGGCCCCGCACUGUUGUCAUCACGCAGGGCGCUGAUUCUACGAUCCUUGUCUCGUCCGCGACACCCGACAGCCCGAAGAUAUAUCCCGUGACCAAGCUGGCGGAUGCCGAAAUCGUCGACACGAACGGCGCCGGCGACGCAUUUGCGGGUGGUUUCCUCGGAGCCCUCGUCGCGGGCAAGUCGAUCGAUGAGUGUGUGGAGGCAGGACACAAGCUGGGAAGCAUGUGUGUCCAGCAAGUUGGUCCUCAGUACCAGUGGCCCAAGGUCAACGUUCUCUGAUCCAACAUUGUCUGGAUGCGUUGGAGAAAGAACGACCAAUGUAUUACUAGUCACUCUCAACAGUGAUGACACGUUGCGAUGCAACCUGCUUCCACAGCAUGUAUUAGACAUACUUGUAGAAUCCGAUAGGCAAGCAACAGUAGCUUGAUAAUCUUCUUAGGCCUGGC
Molecule: messenger RNA, 7679 nt
Organism: Mycena citricolor
Lineage: Eukaryota; Fungi; Basidiomycota; Agaricomycetes; Agaricales; Mycenaceae
Source: the annotation of a GenBank genome assembly